AAUUCAACAUACGUGAUCUUUGAAUUAACUUUAAUAAAGAAUCACGAAAGAAGUUUGCGUCUUCGAAAAUUUUUCGCGCUUAGGACCGGCGAAUGAGCACGGAAUCUUGUUUGCUGUCCGACACCUGCAUGGAUUCAUGAGAGUCACACAGUCACCAGCCAAGGAUGUCGGAUAGUUCAGAUCAGCUGUCAUCACCGAACAGCGACUGUAAUAGUCAAAUGGGCGUCGUGCAUCGCAAUGCAACCGCGCAAUACAGCAACACAUCGUCAAUGUCCGGUCUCGGACUGACUCAUCAUCCCCAAAAUUUGACGCCGACAUCGAAUGGCAGUCCUCAGUAUUCGCAGGAGAUUUCCACCUGCAACUCUGCCAGCGUAAACACCAACAUCGGUAAUAUCAGCAGUCUCCCCCUUAGCAGCAGUAAUUUCACACCUGAACAGAUAUCUUGCAUGUGCGAGGCACUGUCGCAAAGCCAAGACAUUGAGAAACUAUCCAGCUUUCUUUGGACCUUACCGCCUGGAGAACUGUUGCGCGGAGGCGAGAGUGUCCUAAUGGCGCGUGCCGCUGUUGCCUUUCACCGCGGAGCCUAUCACGAGCUUUACUCAAUCCUGGAGAGCCACCCUUUCUCGCCACGUCGACAUCCCGAACUUCAACAGAUGUGGUUUAAGUCGCAUUAUCGCGAAGCUGAGAAAAUCCGCGGUCGACCAUUGGGCGCCGUGGACAAGUAUCGUAUGAGGAACCGAUAUCCUACGCCGGACGAAAAGAAGAAUCUCGCGAAGAAAACUGGCUUGACGCUGACUCAGGUGUCCAAUUGGUUCAAGAAUCGUCGACAGCGUGAUCGUACGCCACAAACAAGAACGGAUAUGCUACCACUAAAUUGUCAAGGCACGACUAACAGUACAAUUAGCAGCUCAGUGAGUAACGGCGGUAGCAUCCAAUCUUUGCAGAGUAUCGAUUCCGAUAGUCCGAGUCUCGCAAUGUCACCUCUAUCAACUAUGGGCAUGUCACCAGUCACUAUGAAUCCAUGCAGCCCAAUGGGCAUGAGUCCCAUGGGUCCUCAUCAUGGCUAUGCCACUCCUGUUACUCCGUCGUCCGUUCAUACCUCACAUUCCCAUAAUGGCGGAUUAAGUCCUAUGAACGACGUUAAGGCUUUGUAUGGACGCAGUGUGUACGACACAGGUAAAGACGUGGAGCAGAGCUCAGUUUAUUACUCCAGCCAUUCCAGUAUGCACCACCAGUAUUACCAGCAGACUCAUCAUCAGAUGAUGUCUAGCUCCCAUCAUCAUCACCAUCAUCAGCAGAGCGUACCGGCCGGCUACGAGAUUAUGCUGCCGCCGCCUUCCAUGUGACUAACGGAUUAUGAGGACGACCGAAGUAACCAAAGUCUUCACGGUAACGACGACAUGGUGACUCGUAUACACGCCUUCGCCUGAUCUUUCCGCUUCUUCUCUCGUCUCGAUUCCGAUCGCACACAAUAAAGAACGGCAUAUGGAUAUUGAUGAAAUUGUUGUUUUACAAAACAGGUGGUACAAUCGUUUCUAAUUUCUUACCUCCGAAAAGUGUUUAUUUAAAAAGAUAGCGAAGGUUGUUUCUACACGUUUUAUGUGAA
Mycetomoellerius zeteki is the source of this 1606-nucleotide messenger RNA. RefSeq names its product homeobox protein six4 (gene Six4). Gene Ontology annotation, molecular function: RNA polymerase II cis-regulatory region sequence-specific DNA binding; DNA-binding transcription factor activity, RNA polymerase II-specific. The record is from RefSeq and is a predicted model, not a curated record. The transcript has 5 exons. Bases 165 to 1346 code for a protein of 393 amino acids. Lineage: Eukaryota; Metazoa; Arthropoda; Insecta; Hymenoptera; Formicidae. Gene Ontology annotation, cellular component: nucleus; transcription regulator complex. Gene Ontology annotation, biological process: regulation of transcription by RNA polymerase II.